AUGGGCGAGAUGGGCCUGAGCAAAAACUCGAGGCUCAGAGAGAUGCAGAGUAAUCGUUCGCCAACAGGUAGGGAAUCAAGAGGAUCUAGGCGAAAUGGUUAAAAGUUAUAAAGAAAACGCUAGAGAUUGGUAUGUUGUUAAUUUGAGAGCGUAGCCCGGGGGUGGGAGGAAGGAAGACGAAGAGGGAAGAGGAGAGGGAGCAUGUUCCCAGAGUUUCUCUCUGUCCCUUGGCGCUGUUCUUCGUCCGCUUGGAACGGAGCUACGCUUGGAACCCUCGAAGAGAAGAGCAGCAUCUCCUCUUUCUCUCCCCGGCUGUGGAAGAGAGUCGCCAUCCGUCUUCAUCGGCCGACAGCACGACGGGCGGCGUUUGCCUCGAAUGCUCACCAAGGAGUUUUCUUCUUCUUCUUCUACUCCUCCUUCUUCUCCACCUCCUCCCCCUUCUGCUCCUUCUCUUCCCUCUGAAGCUGCUGCUGCUCAUCCCUUCGCCCCCUCUUCUUUUUUCCCUCCCUCGUGCCGCACUGAAAUAUUCUCGUUUUGCCCUCUUGCACUCGUGUGGCAACAGCUAACCUAACCCUUUGAGAUUAUCCCUGGGCAAGAGAGAGAGAGAGAGAGAAAGAGAGAGAGAGAGAGAGAGAGAGAGGGUGUACAUAUACAUAUGUGGCCGCCAUCACGCAGACACGCGGUCACAGACGUUCGUCCAUGCAGAGUCCAGCUGGUUCUCUCUGUUCGUCCGCGCUUCUCCCUUUCCCUUGCUCCCUUGGCAAGUACAAUUAAUAUUCUUGUUCGGGAUUCGUGUACCGCCACACCGAGCGCAGAUCAUGUCACGGAUAUCUGUAAGGUAUCUAUCAUACGCGGAACUGCGCCUACGAACCGGCGGCCAAGAGCUUUUUCUUCGUUGGACAGGCAUUUUUGUUUCGUCCCGACGCCCGUAAAAACUUUCCCCGCGUGCCGAAGCAGGUUGUUGGCUGUUCAUUAAAUAUCUCGGAUUAUGGCCUCGAGCUCUCUCUUUCUCUGUUGAAGUAUACGCCUCGGCUAACGAAGAGUCCGCGUCCUCUCCAUGGUCCUCUCUCCGUAUACUAUAGCUAUUUCCAUGUCGAUGAAACGACAGACUUCGGGAACUCUUUUAUUUAUUCUUCUAUUUUCUUUCUCCAGUUUGCCUUUUCUAGUUCUUUCUUGGCAGAACAAAUAUUGGUGUUGUUCUCAUACUUAUAGUGCAAAUUAUUCUGACGAGGCCGCAAUGAUGUAGUAAAGAAUACUAAUUCUAAUGAUCGAACCACGACUCAUUUCAGCGAGAAACCAACGUUUCUCGGAACCACAUCGAAAUUAGAACGCGCGUAUAACGCUUCACUCUUGGACGCAGCUUUGAAAUCAGACUACGCUUCCAAGGAGAGGAAACGAGGCCGGCAAACGUACACCCGAUACCAAACCCUUGAGCUGGAGAAGGAGUUCCACUUCAACCGAUACCUGACCAGGCGGCGGCGCAUCGAGAUCGCGCACGCACUCUGCCUGACGGAACGGCAAAUCAAAAUCUGGUUCCAAAACAGACGGAUGAAAUGGAAGAAGGAGAACAAGACGAAGGGCGAGCCAGGCUCGGUGGACGGCGACGCUGAGAUCUCGCCGCAGACGUCGCCGCAGGGUUGA
Molecule: messenger RNA, 1641 nt
Organism: Heterotrigona itama
Lineage: Eukaryota; Metazoa; Arthropoda; Insecta; Hymenoptera; Apidae
Source: the annotation of a GenBank genome assembly